Striga hermonthica is the source of this 2091-nucleotide messenger RNA. NCBI's taxonomy places the organism in Eukaryota, Viridiplantae, Streptophyta, Magnoliopsida, Lamiales, Orobanchaceae. The record is from the annotation of a GenBank genome assembly.
AUGGAAGAUGCAGCGGCUCUAAUGGAGGCUUCAGGGUCGAGGUUUAGCAAUUUGGAGCUGAUUGGAAGAGGCUCUUUUGGCGACGUUUACAAGGGAUUUGACAAGGAAUUAAACAAAGAGGUUGCCAUCAAGGUCAUUGAUUUAGAGGAAUCGGAGGACGAAAUAGAGGACAUCCAAAAGGAAAUUGCAGUUCUGCAAGAGUGUCGAUCUCCAUAUAUCACCGAUUAUUAUGGUUCUUUUCUGCAUCAAACUAAGUUGUGGAUAAUAAUGGAAUACAUGGCUGGUGGCUCAGUUGCUGAUUUGAUACAACCAAACCAGCCACUGGAUGAAGUUUCCAUAGCUUGUAUUUUACGAGAUUUGCUCCAUGCCAUUGACUAUCUCCACAGUGAGGGAAAAAUUCAUCGCGAUAUCAAAGCGGCAAACAUUUUGUUGACAGAGAAUGGCGAUGUUAAGGUUGCAGAUUUUGGCGUUUCUGCUCAAUUAACAAGGACAAUAUCGAGAAGGAAGACUUUCGUAGGAACACCAUUCUGGAUGGCUCCAGAAGUAAUUCAAAACUCGGACGGAUACAAUGAGAAGGCAGAUAUUUGGUCUUUGGGAAUAACCGUUAUUGAGAUGGCAAAAGGAGAACCUCCACUUGCAGAUCUUCACCCUAUGAGAGUGCUUUUCAUCAUUCCCAGAGAGAAUCCACCGCAGCUAGAUGAGCAUUUUUCUCGCCCUAUCAAAGAAUUUGUGUCAUUGUGUUUGAAGAAGAAUCCAGCAGAGAGGCCAAGUGCUAAAGAACUUCUCAAGCAUCGUUUUAUCAGAAAUGCUAGGAAGAGUCCAAGGCUUCUCGAGAGAAUCAGGGAUCGCCCCAAAUUCCACAUUGAUGGAGAGGCAACUGAUAACGGCCCAACUGGAUUUGGAGAGGCUUCAGGAACUGUAAAAGUAACUAGAGAUUCUGCAGCGGAGAGCACCAUUCGGGCCAGUAGUCAGGCAAUGGGUCUGAAGAAUACUGGAUGGGACUUUAGUAUUGGUGGAUCGACUGGGACGGGAACUGUUCGAAGUGUAGUAAAGCCUCCUCAGACGAGGAAUAGGAGGCUCGAGGUCCCAUUGAACCAAUCCACGUCUGAGAAAAUGGCCGAUGGUGGGCCCCAGAGGUUUUCUAUUUCUGGACCAAAUGCUCGUACUUCAUCAGAGUUCUCCAUGAGGAAAGAUUCUAGCUAUCCAGUGAAGCAGGAUAACUAUGAUGAAGAAGAGGAUGUUAGUGGGACUGGGACUGUAGUAAUACGAUCACCUAAAGCAGCUCGGCCCUCCUCUCCAUUCAGCAACCAAAGUUUCACGUCCAGCAGCACACUCGCCUCUGCUGAGGAUACUUCCAUCAGUGGCACUGUUGUUUAUCGUGGUCAGAAUGAAGAUUCAGGUUCUCCGAGAACUGCAAAGUCUAGGCUGGGACUUCAAGAUAGAACUUUUAGUGCAGUUCUUGAAGACAGUGAAGCAAACCUUGCUGAGGCAAAGGCUGCAAUACAGGGAGGGAGAAAAGGAAAUAUGAGAGAAAGAUCUGCAUUGAGCAAGAGAGAUGUUGAGGAAAGCAGAAGAACUGAGCAAUCAACGACCAGCUCUGGUUCAUCAAGCCAUUCUCGUGAUUAUUUUGAUGCACAAAAAGCAUUUACAAGAUCACACCACACGAGUGACGAGGAGGAUAAUGCAAGAAGUUCUGCAGCUGCUCUCUCAACCCCAUUAUCGGUUCUUCUCAUUGCGUCUCUUAAAGAUGCAAUCACUGAUGAUUCGAGAGGAUCAAUCUUUCAGGCCGUGGCCAACUCGUUAAUGGAUAUGGAACGUCAUAAUCCCGGUUCCUCCGAACUACUUGUAACCAAUUUGCUUCAACGAUUGGCAAGUUCAAAGGAUGGGUCCCUGAAGGACCUGCAGGAUCUGGCUGCUCGGAUAUUCGUUAAGGCAAAGACAGAAAUACCUACUACAAGUUCAGAAGCUGCUGAUAACAAGAAAAAACAGCAGCAGAACAAAGAGCACAAUUCGAAUUCCAAUAUGAGUCCAUUGGCAAGAUUCUUGCUCUCGAGAUGGCAAGGCCACGCCUCUCGGGACCUAAAUUCUUGA